AUGCUUUCUUUACAACUCACGCUGUCAUCCCAAUUUUCUGCCUGCUGUUCUAGGAAAAGUAGUGUCUUCACUUCUCACGGUAUCUCUCUCAUUUUUGCCUGCUGUUCCAGUAAGAGUAGUGUCUUCACUUCUCACGGUAUCCCUCUCAUUUUUGCCUGCUGUUCCAGUAAGAGUAGUGUCUUCACUUCUCACGGUAUCUCUCUCAUUUUUGCCUGCUGUCCCAGUAAGAGUAGUGUCUUCACUUCUCACGGUAUCUCUCUCAUUUUUGCCUGCUGUUCCAGUAAGUGUAGUGUCUUCACUUCUCACGGUAUCUCUCUCAUUUUUGCCUGCUGUUCCAGUAAGAGUAGUGUCUUCACUUCUCACGGUAUCUCUCUAAUUUUUGCCUGCUGUUCCAGUAAAAGUAGUGUCUUCACUUCUCACGGUAUCUCUCUCAUUUUUGCCUGCUGUUCCAUAAUAUUAGUGUCUUUACUUUUUUCGGUGUCAUUCCCAUUCUCUGCCUACUGUUUUAGUAACAAUAGUGUCUUCACUUCUGACAGUGACUUCCUCUUUUUCUGUCUGCUCUUUUAUAACAGUAGUGUCUUCUCUUCCCACGGUGUCUUUCUCUUUGUUUGUCCGCUAUUACUAGUAAUAGUAGUGUCUUUACUUCUCACGGUGUCAUCCCCUUUUUUUGUCUGCUGUCUUAGUAAUAGUACUCUCUUCACAUCUGACGUUGUUUUUCCCAUUUUUUGUGCUGUUGUAGAUAUUGACCGUAAUCAGAACUGGCCCGGGUACGAGGGAGAUUUGGGGCAUGAUAGAGGAGGCCCAGUCGUCCCUAAAAAUGGUGCCUACCUUCUAGACCCUGAAAACAAUGAUGCAAACCAGAAACUUAAAGGGAGGGUCCCCGUUUUCGUUCACCCAUCCCUUUAUAGAGCCUUAAAACUCACCUACCCUUCGGACAUCGGCGGUUUUUCUCAGGAUGAUACUGUCGAGAAUGAGAUGGCGUCGGGAUCCAUGGGACGAGCUGUCGGUGUCCUCACCCCAGCCAUGUUCUAUCCUGAAGGGCAACCCUAA
Molecule: messenger RNA, 1050 nt
Organism: Acanthosepion pharaonis
Lineage: Eukaryota; Metazoa; Mollusca; Cephalopoda; Sepiida; Sepiidae
Source: the annotation of a GenBank genome assembly